Messenger RNA from Bactrocera tryoni, 1221 nucleotides. RefSeq lists its product as uncharacterized. The transcript has 2 exons. The coding region runs from base 1 to 1221 and encodes 406 amino acids. Gene Ontology annotation, cellular component: nucleus. Lineage: Eukaryota; Metazoa; Arthropoda; Insecta; Diptera; Tephritidae. Gene Ontology annotation, molecular function: DNA binding. The record is from RefSeq and is a predicted model, not a curated record.
AUGGAUGAAACCGGGUGCCCGACCGUGCCAACCAGACCUGUCAAAACCAUCGCGCGCAAAGGACAAAAGCAGGUCGGCUCAUCAACAUCUGCCGAAAAAGGCACCAAUGUGUCUUUGGCUUUGGCCGUCAGCGCUAGUGGCCAGUCUAUACCGCCAUUCUUCCUCUUUCCCCGAGUCAACAUCAAAGAGAUUUUUAUGACUCAUGCGAGUCAUGGCGCUGUUGGUGUUGCGAACGGUUCUGGUUAUAUGAACUCUGACGUAUUUCCUCAAUUCAUGCGUCAUUUCAUCAAGCACACCGGUGCUAAUGCCGAUUCGUCAACCAUGUUGCUGCUGGACAACCACGGUUCGCAUUUAUCGAUCGAGGCGAUAGAUUUGGCGUUGGAUCAUGGCAUCACGUUGCUGUCUUUUCCGCCGAAAUGCACGCACAAAAUGCAGCCGCUAGAUGUUGCGGUAUUUGCACCAUUUAAAGGCAUGAAGACCUUGAAGCAUGAUGCAUGGAAAAAGUCCAACAUUGGUGUCACUUUCGAUCUGCAUCAUGUGCCGCUCCUUGUCGAUCAGUGCCUCGAUGUUAUGUUAACGCCGCAAACCAUCAAAUCCGGCUUCCGACCAACUGGCAUCUACCCGUUCAACCCGCAAAUUUUCACUGAAGUUGACUUUGUCGCUUCGGAACUGAGCGCCGAAAAUUUGUUCGGUGACGAAGAGAAAGACGCCGACAAUCAACGUCGAGUUCUUGCCUCUGGUGAUGCCAUUGUGACUGCUGCGAAUGAGGAGGUGUCAACGUCGGAGGCAUCGACAAGUGCCCCAGCUUCAACAAAUGGUGCUGCAUCAUCGUCGUUGUCUCUUGUUUCGGCUCCACAGCUCCGUGAUGCAUUGAAAUCGGUUGGCCCGUUGAAAUUGGGCACACCUGCGCCGAAAUCAAAACCUGGCCGCAAGACAAUGGAGUCAACGAUUUUGACAUCGCCUGAGGCAGCCGAUGAACCAGCAGCCAAGAAGCAAAAAGGCCGUGGCAAAUCGAAGACGCCACGGAAGAGAAGCCCGUCUCCGACCGAAACCGACAUCGAAGAGGACUUCGAUCUUUGCACGAUUUGCGAGAAAAAGAUGCCGAAGCACGAGAAUCGUCAAAACACGGCCCAUUGCAUCGUUUGUGAUCGAGGGGUUCACUUGAAAUGUGCCGGACCGAACCCGAACACUUACAUCUGCAUCCACUGCGAGUCGGAAUAA